AUGGUCCCUAAGAUCAAUUUUCCCGACUUUUGCUGUAGACAGUUGUUGCAUUUUGGACGAUGGAAAAUUUUAACAUCAAGAAUUAAAAAACCAAUGAAUCGUCAAAAACUUGCACAAAUGAAAGCUUUCGUAUUCAACAUUUGCCAGGACAUCUGUACAUACAUAGUUUGCCUCACCAUUCAAUGUUUUAUUGUAUUUACUACUUCCAUGAGCAAUAACAGAGCAUCAGUAGCAAAAUAA
Molecule: messenger RNA, 240 nt
Organism: Clunio marinus
Lineage: Eukaryota; Metazoa; Arthropoda; Insecta; Diptera; Chironomidae
Source: the annotation of a GenBank genome assembly